This is a messenger RNA of Chrysoperla carnea, 1772 nucleotides long. RefSeq names its product facilitated trehalose transporter Tret1-like. The coding region runs from base 44 to 1441 and encodes 465 amino acids. The record is from RefSeq and is a predicted model, not a curated record. Gene Ontology annotation, molecular function: transmembrane transporter activity. Lineage: Eukaryota; Metazoa; Arthropoda; Insecta; Neuroptera; Chrysopidae. The transcript has 2 exons. Gene Ontology annotation, cellular component: membrane. Gene Ontology annotation, biological process: transmembrane transport.
UGUGGCCACUAUUACAGCUUGUUUGCUAGCAUUUACCAGUAGAAUGCAUUUUGUAUGGGUGUCGGCAUCACUACCAAAAUUAUAUGCAACCGAUUCCAUAAUACCCUUAACCAUGGAAGAAGGUUCAUGGAUUGCUUCUAUUGAGGUGCUUGCUGAAUUACCCGGCGCAAUCUUAGGAGCCUUUUGCGCAGAUUAUUUUGGUCGACGUUCCACUUUAUUAAUGAGUGGAGUGCCAUAUUUGAUUGGAUGGAUUUUAAUUGCUGUAGCAAGAAAUGUAUCAACGUUGAUGCUAAUCAAGCUUUUAGUAGGUGUAGCUGACGGAUCUGUGUUUACAGUUUUACCAAUGUUUGUAGGAGAAAUCGCCGAGGACGAUAUUCGUGGAAAAUUAGGGAAUUCUAUGACAGUUAUUAUGAAUUUAGGCGCACUAUUUUUAUAUAGUGUUGCCCCAUGGUUAACAAUUCGAGCGAUGGCAUUGAUUGCAAUGUUUAUUCCUGUAGUUUUUCUCAUCACUUUCUGGUGGGUACCAGAAACGCCAUAUUAUUUACUCAUGGUAAAAAAACAUGACGAGGCCAAGAAAUCUUUACAACGGUAUCGUGGCUUGACGAAUGUGGAUACUGAAUUUGAGGAUAUGUCAAAUAUCGUUGAAUGCCAAAUGUCUCAAACAUCUAAUUGGUCCGAUUUGAUAAAAAACAGAGCUUAUUUCAAAGGUAUGGUUGUUAUGAUUGGUUUAAAUACUAUAAGGAUGAUGAGUGGUAUAUUUGCCAUUCUAGUUUUUGCUGAACUUAUAUUCUCUAAAGCAGAUGGUUUUUUUAGUGGUUCUAUUUCUGCGAUAAUGUUUGGUGUCGCUCAAUUUUCAAGUGAUUUUUUGGCAAUGUUACUCAUUGACAGAGUUGGACGUCGUCCUCUGCUGAUUAUUUCGUUGAUUGGAUGUUCCAUUGCUUUAAUUGGACAAGCUGUGUACUUUUAUAUUCAAGUCCAUAGUAUUAUAGAUUUAGAAGCUUAUGGGUGGGUUCCAGUGACAGUGCUAAUUAUUUACAUUACUAUGUAUGGAGUUGGAUUGGGUGCAAUAUCUCUCACGAUGCAAGGUGAAAUGUUUCCAACAAAUAUUAAAGCGAAAGCGAUGUGUAUUAUUGAUGUAUUUUAUGGACUGGUAGGAUUUUUAGUUGUACAAUUUUAUCAACCAACAGCGGAAAUUUUUGGCAGUCAUAUACCAUUUAUUAUAUUUGCUAUAUCAUGUAUUUUCGGUAUAUUUUUCACAAUAUUUAUUGUACCCGAAACGAAAGGUAAAUCGUUGGAAGAUAUACAAAAUUUAUUGAAAAAUUCAAAAAAAGUGAAGAAUUCAAACAGAAACCAAGGCUCUUACUUACAAAAUCCACAGGUCCCAGCUCACACAUUACAAAUAAAUUCACGACUGACCAAAAUUCAAACAGAAUUUGUUUGAAUAAGUUAGAAAUCAGCGACCAACAAAAUUAGUAUCGUUCUUGCAGUCUUAUUGUUAGUCUUGGUCUUGAAAAAUUUGCACGGCCAAGACUAAGACCAAUAUAGUCGGAAAGACCAAUAACCAAAUUAAGCAACAAAGAAUCAAGACCAAGACGAAACUCUGCAAGACCGAGACCUAACUCUACAAAACCCAGACUCAUAACAAGACUUUUACCAAAGUUAUGGUUAAAAAUAAUUCUAAAUUCUAGAAAAACCAUCUCAUAAAAACCAAGUUUUUAUUAUACUCCCUUUAUUAUUAUUUUUUAUUAUUUUUUUAUUGAUUUUUUUUCCUU